Rhizophagus irregularis DAOM 181602=DAOM 197198 is the source of this 1692-nucleotide messenger RNA. The record is from RefSeq and is a predicted model, not a curated record. Lineage: Eukaryota; Fungi; Glomeromycota; Glomeromycetes; Glomerales; Glomeraceae.
AAAAAUUAAAAAAAAAAUUAUUAUGGCGUCAAGUCAACCAUCUUUAAAACGAAGAAGUAGAAAACAAGAUCAAGAAUUUAUUAGAAACCAAAGUAAAAAUGAAUAUUCUUUAAAUACAGUUAGUGAUAAUAACUGGCAAUUAUUUAUGUGGUUCGCUUCCUUGGAAACAGUUGAGAAUUAUAUUUGUUUAUUUAUUCUUGUUUGGGAUACUAUUCCAGUACGAAAUAGUGCACAAUAUUCAAAACAAUUAAAGGAAGAAACUGAUAAUUUAAUUCAAAUUAUCAAGGAGUUAAAUUUUUCAAAAGAAAACGAUAAGAAUUAUUCCAAAAUGUUAGAUGAUUACAAAGAUUUUCGUUUUAUAAGUGAUCAAAAUUUUAGACAAAAUUUAGUUCAUAAUGUUUGGACGGAAUUGGAGAACCAUGGAUUAAAGAAUAAUUCUUAUGCUGUUUCGGACCAAUUAAGCCGUUGUUCAUUAUUCCAAAAAAAAGAGUUAAGAGCGAUGAUUUUAUCUAGGAUAAAAUCCUUUCAAUCAUUUUCAAGAAAAAUAAAAGAAGCAAUAGAAUUACAACAAGCACCCCUUAAUAAUAAGAUGAAAGAUGAAAAUCAAGAAAUAAUUUUAAGUGAAAAUAAAAGUUUGGAAAAUCAAAUAGUCGAUGAGUUACAAGGUACUCGAGAUACUCAAGAACUCAUGAAAAGAGAAAAUGAGAAUUUAAAAGUUCAAGUAAAAGAAUUAAUAAAAGAAAAUUCGAAACAACAGGCAGCCCUUGAUAAUGUAUCUUGGGAUGAUGAUGAGUCACAUAAUUCAAAAAAAUUAAUUCAAGACAUUACAGAUUUACAAGAUAUGCUCAAAAAUUUCACAAUGGUUCAAGGAAGUGAUUAUAAGAUAAUUAACGGUGAGGCAAAUGCUCUUUUUAAGUCUUUUAAAUGCGAAGUAAAUUGUCCUAGUUUGCGAGCAAGCCUUGUUUUAGGGUUUUUACUUCAAAGGACUGUAAUUGUCAAAAUUAUAGUAGAAGCUGAAAAAUAUUUAAAUGGCAUGUUUGAAGGAAGUCGAGAUGCGGCUCUUGAGAGAGAUAUUACAAAUGCCACCGAAACCUUAAUUAAUCAGAUAAUAUUAUUUGAAAAGAAUCGGAAGGGAGAAGAUGAUAUCACUAAGAUUACACCAACAAAAAUUCGUCAGCAGGUUUAUUCAGCUCUUAGUUGUCGUGGCUUUCCAAGUGAUCACUCUUUAAUCACAACCACAGCAAGUAAAUUGUUGCAUAAGAUGAAUAGAGUUAGACAAAUUGUAGAUGAAGAAAUUAAAAGUGAAAUGGAUGAUUUGGCUAUUCAAAUAACUCAUAAAGUUAUUAAUAUUUUUUAUUUUAGUUUUAAAACACAAGCUUCUGUACCAACCUAUAAAUUUUUCGAAGCUGGUCAAGCCUUGGAACCGCAUCUCAUGCAAGGAGCUUUUGGAAAUGAUGAAUCUGAAAAAUCGGAAGUGGAAGUUUGCGGAUUUCCUUGCAUCGGCAUAUUUACUGGUGAUAAAUUGAGUGAUAAAAUUUUUAUAAAAGCGCAAAUUAUUCCAAGAUCGAAGCGUUUAUAAUUAUCGUCAUCAUAGGAAGUAAAAUUUUCGAUAACCAUAAUUGCAAUUAAAGGGGGUUAUGGAAUGAACCUGAAACAGAAGUAGUAAUAUUUAUUUUAUAUAUAUGAAAUAAA